GUGAUUUCUUGAGAUAAAGUUGUAAAAUAAAAAGGAAAAGAAACAAACAAACAUGGGUUAGAUGGAAAAGAUGAAGAAGACGCCGCAAUCAAGGACGAUUGAUAAGCCAAUGUUGAAUCGUCACAAUGGUAAGAAAUCCAUUGAUAAGAUUUAAACAAGUUAUAAUCGAAUAACUCAAAGAGGAGCCACAUCUCACUCACAACUCUCAUUAGAGAAAUUUCAUUUCAUUUCAAAGUUAUCCAAAAUGAGACUCUUACAAGGUAUUUAAAUAGGGAUUUACCUUAUUCCUAAAAUGGACCAAAUGUCAAUUCUCUAAAACCAUAUUGGGCUUACACCACUUAACUAAAACCAUUACAAUUCAAAUUAAAUACAGAUAAAACUAAAAACUAUUAUAAAGUCUUGACUUGAAAUAUUCUUUAUUUUUCCUUUUAAUUAGCUCAUUUUAGGUCAAGUUAAUUUAACCUAUCAUGACAUAUUGUUUAACUACAAAAUUUUAUUUGAAUGAUUAUAUUGAAUGACAUUUAAAAUAUCAAAUAUAUAUAUACUCAUAUACCAUUGACUAAUACUUACAAUUUCAAAUGAAAAAAAAGGAUAUAUAUUUUGUUGGUGUAAAUUAGUUUUACAUUAAUGUCCAUUGAAAAUUUACUAUUUUACGAUUAUUUUAAAAUUAUAAUUACAAAACAACUUAUGUGACAAUAUCAUGAGUUUGUAUUCGAUGUCAGUGUAAAAUUUUCUUACACAUACAUUACAUAUAUAUUAAACUUAUUUUGAAUACCUACUUAUCAAUAAUGAUAUUUUCUAUUUCUUAAAACUAUCAAAUGACAUGAUCUAUAAUAGAGAUAAACAUAAAUAAAAUAUCGGUGAAAUCAAAUUUGAAUAAUAUUUUAAAAAAAAUUAUAGCAAUUUCACAUUUAUAUAUAUAUAUGAGAGAGAUAUAUAUAUGAAGUAUAUGAUUUCAUUUGAUAAAUUUAGAGGAUAUCAUGUUACGAAUAAAUGAUUACCAUGCUAACUUCAUUAUUUGAAAAAAGGUGUAUCUAAAACAGAUUAGUUGUAUAAAUAACACAUAAAUUCAAUCAUUAUCAAAAAUCAAAACUAUAUAUUCCACGUAAGCAACUAUAGAUAUUCAAAAAUAAGAAGAUAAAUAUGGAACGUUUUAUUACCAAAAGAAGAGAGAGGGAGAGAAGUAAACAUAGGCAUAAUUUUCAAUUGAUUGGUUUAGAAAACUUAAAAAAAAGUUUCAACCGUUUUUCUCUCUAAAGCAACAUUUCUUACAAACAACAUAAUUGAACAACAAAAUCUUACACGCCAUCAAUCUCUCUAUUUCACAAUCACAAGAAAAAAACCAAACCAAACAAAAAUACCUUAAUUUUAGAUUUAACUUGAGAUUUUGCCUCUUUUUGUUGGAAAAUAAUGUUCCAAAACCCUUUUGUUGGUUUUGAUUAUUCUUUAAAUUUAGUGGAAAUCAUAUUUCUUUUAAAAAAAAACUGGAUAUCAUAUUAUUCUUGAUGUUAUAAUGAAAGAAAUGAAUAAAAGCAAUAAUAAUAAGAAGUCGUUGUUUACAUGUUUCAAACUCGUCAUGGACGAAGAUGACUCUUUUAAAUCUCACAAAAGGAGAAAACGCAACGCCGCCACCACUGAUCCUGUUCUUUCGUAUCUUGCAACUGCGAAUGAAGACGGUGUUGUUUUGUUUUCAAAGGCUAAUCAAGAAUGUAGAAGUCGCCGACGAAAGAGAGGAAAUGACAUGUGGCAUGCCCUUAGGAUGGCAUUGAAUGACACAUUGAUGAAAAGGAUUCUAAGUAGAUGGAAAACAAAAAAGGAGUCAAUGUCCAUAUCAAAUAGCAGUGUAAAAGCAAAAUUUAUCCGCAAAUGCAAAACCACGCGCCCAACCAAUUCAAACACCUCCUCAAACAAUGGUGGUUCAUCUGUAAUAUUCACAUCUUCAUCUUCUCUUAGUUCAAUUAGCUCAUCACACACUGAUCACAUGUCAGGUUGUUUCUCACUUGAAAUAAAUAAUAUGCCUAUACCACCACCAUCAAAUGGGACUUGCGGGGUGUCCAAGAAAAAUAGUGUUGAAGAUAGGAGGAAAAUAGAAUAUGGUUUAAAUAACAUAUUUUUAUGUAUGCUUGUGAUUAUUAGUCUACUUGUUUUGAUUUUGUGGGGUAAAUUUUUUGCUAUAUUAUGUAAUUUAAUAUGGUUUUGUAUUGUACCUUUUAGUCAAAGAAGAAAAUGCAAAGAAAGAUUUUCAUGAUAUAAAUAAAAUGAGUUUGACUCAGACCAAUAUAAGAAGAAUGUUAUUAUGGAAUAGAUACUUGAAUAGAGACAUAGUCACAAGUCUCUUUUGAUUUCUGCUAGUUAUAUACCAACAUCAUAGAGGUUACAAGUUUUGGAUAAAUUUUAUUGUUGUUGUUAUAUUUUUUAUUUAA
Messenger RNA from Cicer arietinum (chickpea), 2423 nucleotides. Lineage: Eukaryota; Viridiplantae; Streptophyta; Magnoliopsida; Fabales; Fabaceae. The record is from RefSeq and is a predicted model, not a curated record.